Molecule: messenger RNA, 1951 nt
Organism: Arabidopsis thaliana (thale cress)
Lineage: Eukaryota; Viridiplantae; Streptophyta; Magnoliopsida; Brassicales; Brassicaceae
Product: CCT motif family protein
Exons: 4
Coding region: 307-1341 (344 amino acids)
Biological process (GO): regulation of flower development
Cellular component (GO): nucleus
Source: RefSeq, marked reviewed
UUUUUUUCCAGAAAACUAUAAGAAUUUGAAUUUCUUCUCUGUCCAAACAGAAGAACCUUUGUUCUGUUUUUAAUUCAAUUACCUCUUUGUUUUUUCAGUUUUUGUUGUUUUUUCCUCCCAAUAUUUGAAUUUCUUCCAUGGAUUUUCUUGUUCAUCAUACAUCACUCAUUCCAAUAUUAUUCCACAAAUCAUCCUUGAAGCCUCGUUCAUUAAUUUUCUUGCUAUAAUUCAUAUUUUCUCGGGAAUUUUCUUUAUUUUCCCAGAAAGUUUUCGCAUUAACAUUGGAGAUAUACAAAGAACACAAACAUGUUGCAAGACAUGAUCUCGUCUCACUCUCACGAUCAGCUUUCCAUCGAUGAUAUCACGAGCCCUCUUAGUGCUCAGAUCUUCGAUUUCUGCGAUCCACAACUCUUUCAAGAAACCUUUAAUCAAUCCUCUGAAGUCACCUCUACUUCAAACAUUCUUGAGAAAUCCGGAAGCUUCCAUUCCAACACUAACACCACCACAACAACUGAGAACAGUAACAACAACAACAACAACAAGAACACAAACCUUCAAGACGAUGAAGAUGACAACAACAACACGGAUCUGUCCAUAAUCUUUGAUUCACAAGAAGAUUUCGAAAACGAUAUAACGGCUUCAAUCGAUUUCUCAUCAUCUUCACUGCAAUAUCCAGUCAUCGAUCAUCUCCUCACGGCAAUAAGCCAAGACCAGUUUGAUUUCUCAUCAGGUCUCCAAGUUAUUCAUCAGCCUCCUAACAUUUCAUACUCUGGAGAUCCUCUGUCUCUAUCGGCGAUUUCCUCUCUAGCUCCUCCUCCCUUACAAUCAGGGGUUUUCGAAGAAGAUUGUCUUUCUUCAGUCCCAAGUUACAAUCUUGGUUUGAACCCUUCUUGCUCUUUCUUCCGUUCGUCCGGUUUACCGGCGUAUAUGAGUACCGGUUUAUUAUCUGCUGAAAGUAAUCUCGGUUAUCUUCCCGGGAAUAUUCAUGUGGGAUCAGAAAUCAAUAAGCCACAUGAUCCACUGAUGGACUUUCAAGCUGAUAAUGGUGGUUUUUUUUGUCCGGAUUCCAUCAAACGUAUGUUUAAUCCAGAAGAUCUCCAGGCACUUGGUGGUGGCGCCGAGAACCAGAGCCACUUGGUGACACCUCAAGCUCAUCCAGCAUUAGGACCGGUCGAUAUAAACGGUUUAGAAGACUCAACGUUGAACAAAGUUGGAAAACUCUCCCCUGAGCAAAGGAAAGAGAAGAUUCGUAGGUACAUGAAGAAGAGGAACGAAAGGAAUUUCAACAAGAAAAUCAAGGUUCGGUUUUUAUUAAACCAAACCGGACUUAACCGUUGUUAAAUGUUGUCCCAAUGAUUUUUUUGGGGGGUUGUAGUAUGCGUGUAGGAAAACAUUGGCAGAUAGUCGACCAAGAGUUAGAGGAAGAUUUGCAAAGAAUGAUGAAUUUGGUGAGCCAAAUAGACAAGCUUUUUCAAGCCAUCAUGAUGAUGAAGAUGAAGACGAUAUGGGAGUGAAGGAUGAGGAACAAUUGGUAGAUUCUUCAGACAUUUUUGCACACAUUAGUGGAGCAAAUUCCUUCAAGUGCAACUACCCAAUCCAAUCUUGGAUUUGAGUUCCAAGUGCAACACCACAUAUACCUCAUGUUUUAACAUGAAUCUUAUAAUAGUUACACAAAUAGUAUUGCUAUAGAGUUAUGACUUGUAUACUUAGUUUUGUCAUGCCCCCAACAAGUUCUGUGACUUCUGUCAAAAAAAUAAAUAAUCUAACUCGUAUUGAAAAUAAAUAAUGAAUAAUGGGUUUAGGCAGGUUUGGAUGAAUAAAUCAGUAGUGAGAAUAAGGUUGUAAUUAUGUUACCUAGCAAUUUGGAAAUUUUGUAGAUACUAUGAUAUGUGAUGUCUUGUAUUUGAUAAGUUGAGUUGAAUUUUUUAUCACCUGAACACUCUAUAUAUAU